Messenger RNA from Nothobranchius furzeri (turquoise killifish), 6877 nucleotides. The record is from RefSeq and is a predicted model, not a curated record. NCBI's taxonomy places the organism in Eukaryota, Metazoa, Chordata, Actinopteri, Cyprinodontiformes, Nothobranchiidae.
AUGGGCGGUCCGCUGUCUCCGGUGUCCCUGUCGGCUGUCCUGCUGCUGCUGUCCGGCGGCUCCUGCUCCGGGAAGGACUACGUGCUGACGGAUGUCGGGGGUCUGGGGAGAGUCUUUGACGGGAUUGGUGGUCUGAGCGGCGGAGGGGCCACAUCCCGCUUACUGGUCAACUACGAGGAGCCGUACCGGAGCCAGAUAUUGGACUUCCUGUUCAAGCCCAACUUUGGAGCUUCUCUGCACAUUCUAAAGGUGGAGAUAGGAGGAGACGCUCAGACAACAGGUGAUAUGUUCAUCAUUUCCUCUUUACUUUAUGACCUCAUCGAUGGAACCGAGCCGUCCCACAUGCACUAUGAGAACGAUGAGAACUACUUCCGAGGAUACGAGUGGUGGCUGAUGAAGGAAGCAAAGAAGAGGAACCCCAACAUAACGCUGAUCGGUGAGGAUCUGCUCUGCAGAUGUUACUGUGUCCUAUGUGGUGAACUGGAUUCUGGGAGCCAAGCAGUACCACGACCUGGACAUCCAGUAUGUGGGGGUGUGUACAGAUCCUCGUCUCACUCGAGUCCAUCUGAGGUUCUGAUUCUCAGCAGGUCUGAAACCCACCUGAGAGAAAAUAUCAUCCGACUUCCUGUUGAGACAAAAAGAAACGGCCCUCAAACCUCAGCAGGUUCCGGUUCUAAACCCGGUCCCGGUUCUAAACCCGGUUCCUGUUCUAAACCCGGUCCCGGUUCCUGUUCUAAACCGGGUCCCGGUUCCUGUUAUAUACACUGUUCCUGUUCUAAACCCGGUCCCGGUUCCUGUUCUAAACCCGGUCCCGGUUCCGGUUCUAAACCCGGUCCCGGUUCCUGUUCUAAACCGGGUCCCGGUUCCUGUUAUAUACACGGUUCCUGUUCUAAACCCGGUCCCGGUUCCUGUUCUAAACCGGGUCCCGGUUCCUGUUAUAUACACGGUUCCUGUUCUAAACCCGGUUCCUGUUAUAUACACGGUUCCUGUUCUAAACCUGGUUCCAGUUCUAAACCCAGUCCCGGUUCCUGUUCUAAACCCGGUCCCGGUUCCUGUUCUAAACCCAGUCCCGGUUCCUGUUCUAAACCCGGUCCCGGUUCUAAACCCGGUCCCGGUUCCUGUUCUAAACCCGGUUCCAGUUCUAAACCCGGUCCCAUUUCCUGUUCUAAACCGGAUCCCGGUUCCUGUUUUAUACACGGUUCCUGUUCUAAACCCGGUCCCGGUUCCUGUUCUAAACCGGGUCCCGGUUCCUGUUAUAUACACUGUUCCUGUUCUAAACCCGGUCCCGGUUCCUGUUCUAAACCUGGUCCCGGUUCCUGUUCUAAACCCGGUUCCUGUUCUAAACCAGGUUCCGGUUCUAAACCCGGUCCCGGUUCCUGUUCUAAACCGGUUCCGGUUCUAAACCCGGUCCCAUUUCCUGUUCUAAACCGGGUCCCGGUUCCUGUUGUAUACACGGUUCCUGUUCUAAACCCGGUCCCGGUUCCUGUUCUAAACCGGGUCCCGGUUCCUGUUAUAUACACUGUUCCUGUUCUAAACCCGGUUCCUGUUCUAAACCUGGUCCCGGUUCUAAACCCGGUUCCUGUUCUAAACCCGGUUCCGGUUCUAAACCCGGUCCCAUUUCCUGUUCUAAACCGGGUCCCGGUUCCUGUUCUAAACCCGGUUCCAGUUCUAAACCCAGUCCCGGUUCCUGUUCUAAACCCGGUCCCGGUUCCUGUUCUAAACCGGGUCCUGGUUCCUGUUAUAUACACGGUUCCUGUUCUAAACCCGGUUCCUGUUCUAAACCUGGUCCCAGUUCCUGUUCUAAACCUGGUUCCAGUUCUAAACCGGGUCCUGGUUCCUGUUUUAAACCCGGUCCCGGUUCCUGUUAUAUACACGGUUCCAGUUCUAAACCCGGUUCCUGUUCUAAACCUGGUCCCAGUUCCUGUUCUAAACCUGGUUCCAGUUCUAAACCGAGGCCCAGUUCCUGUUCUAAACCCAGUCCCGGUUCCUGUUCUAAACCCGGUCCCGGUUCCUGUUCUAAACCCAGUCCCGGUUCCUGUUCUAAACCCGGUCCCGGUUCCUGUUCUAAACCGGGUCCUGGUUCCUGUUUUAUACACGGUUCCUGUUCUAAACCCGGUUCCAGUUCUAAACCCAGUCCCAGUUCCUGUUCUAAACCCGGUUCCUGUUCUAAACCCGGUCCCGGUUCCUGUUCUAAACCGGGUCCUGGUUCCUGUUUUAUACACGGUUCCUGUUCUAAACCCGGUUCCAGUUCUAAACCCAGUCCCAGUUCCUGUUCUAAACCCUGUCCCGGUUCCUGUUCUAAACUGGGUCCUGGUUUCUGUUUUAUACACGGUUCCAGUUCUAAACCCAGUCCCGGUUCCUGCUCUAAACACGGUCCCGGUUCCUGUUCUAAACCGGGUCCCAGUUCCUGUUCUAAACCCGGUUCCUGUUCUAAACCUGGUCCCGGUUCCUGUUCUAAACCCGGUUCCUGUUCUAAACCCGGUCCCAGUUCCAGUUCUAAACCCGGUUCCUGUUCUAAACCUGGUCCCGGUUCCUGUUCUAAACCUGGUUCCAGUUCUAAACCCAGUCCCGGUUCCUGUUCUAAUCCCGGUUCUUGUUCUAAACCCGGUUCCUGUUCUAAACCCGGUCCCGGUUCCUGUUCUAAACCCAGUCCCGGUUCCUGUUCUAAACCCGGUCCCAGUUCCUGUUCUAAACCCGGUUCCGGUUCCUGUUCUAAACCGGGUCCUGGUUCCUGUUAUAUACACGGUUCCUGUUCUAAACCCGGUUCCUGUUCUAAACCUGGUCUCAGUUCCUGUUCUAAACCUGGUUCCAGUUCUAAACCGGGUCCUGUUUCCUGUUUUAAACCCGGUCCCGGUUCCUGUUAUAUACACGGUUCCAGUUCUAAACCCGGUUCCUGUUCUAAACCUGGUCCCAGUUCCUGUUCUAAACCUGGUUCCAGUUCUAAACCGAGGCCCAGUUCCUGUUCUAAACCCAGUCCCGGUUCCUGUUCUAAACCCGGUCCUGGUUCCUGUUCUAAACCCAGUCCCGGUUCCUGUUCUAAACCUGGUCCCAGUUCCUGUUCUAAACCGGGUCCUGGUUCCUGUUUUAUACACGGUUCCUGUUCUAAACCCGGUUCCAGUUCUAAACCCAGUCCCAGUUCCUGUUCUAAACCCGGUUCCUGUUCUAAACCCGGUCCCGGUUCCUGUUCUAAACCGGGUCCUGGUUCCUGUUUUAUACACGGUUCCUGUUCUAAACCCGGUUCCAGUUCUAAACCCAGUCCCAGUUCCUGUUCUAAACCCUGUCCCGGUUCCUGUUCUAAACCCGGUCCCGGUUCCUGUUCUAAACUGGGUCCUGGUUUCUGUUUUAUACACGGUUCCAGUUCUAAACCCAGUCCCGGUUCCUGCUCUAAACACGGUCCCGGUUCCUGUUCUAAACCGGGUCCCAGUUCCUGUUCUAAACCCGGUUCCUGUUCUAAACCUGGUCCCGGUUCCUGUUCUAAACCCGGUUCCUGUUCUAAACCCGGUCCCAGUUCCAGUUCUAAACCCGGUUCCUGUUCUAAACCUGGUCCCGGUUCCUGUUCUAAACCUGGUUCCAGUUCUAAACCCAGUCCCGGUUCCUGUUCUAAUCCCGGUUCUUGUUCUAAACCCGGUUCCUGUUCUAAACCCGGUCCCGGUUCCUGUUCUAAACCCAGUCCCGGUUCCUGUUCUAAACCCGGUCCCAGUUCCUGUUCUAAACCGGGUCCUGGUUCCUGUUUUAUACACGGUUCCAGUUCUAAACCCAGUCCCAGUUCCUGCUCUAAACACGGUCCCGGUUCCUGUUCUAAACCGGGUCCCGGUUCCUGUUCUAAACCCGGUUCCUGUUCUAAACCUGGUCCUGGUUCCUGUUUUAAACCCGGUCCCGGUUCCUGUUAUAUACACGGUUCCAGUUCUAAACCCGGUUCCUGUUCUAAACCUGGUCCCAGUUCCUGUUCUAAACCUGGUUCCAGUUCUAAACCCAGUCCCAGUUCCUGUUCUAAACCCAGUCCCGGUUCCUGUUCUAAACCCGGUCCCAGUUCCUGUUCUAAACCAAGUCCCGGUUCCUGUUCUAAACCCGGUCCCGGUUCCUGUUCUAAACCGGGUCCUGGUUCCUGUUUUAUACACGGUUCCUGUUCUAAACCCGGUUCCAGUUCUAAACCCAGUCCCGGUUCCUGUUCUAAACCCGGUCCCGGUUCCUGUUCUAAACCCGGUCCCGGUUCCUGUUCUAAACCGGGUCCUGUUUCCUGUUUUAUACACGGUUCCUGUUCUAAACCCGGUUCCAGUUCUAAACCCAGGCCCAGUUCCUGUUCUAAACACGGUCCCGGUUCCUGUUCUAAACCCGGUCCUGGUUCCUGUUCUAAACUGGGUCCUGGUUUCUGUUUUAUACACGGUUCCAGUUCUAAACCCAGUCCCGGUUCCUGCUCUAAACACGGUCCCGGUUCCUGUUCUAAACCGAGUCCCGGUUCCUGUUCUAAACGCGGUUCCUGUUCUAAACCUGGUCCCGGUUCCUGUUCUAAACCCGGUUCCUGUUCUAAACCUGGUCCCGGUUCCUGUUCUAAACCUGGUUCCAGUUCUAAACCCAGUCCCGGUUCCUGUUCUAAACCCGGUCCCGGUUCUUGUUCUAAACCCGGCUCCUGUUCUAAACCCGGUCCCGGUUCCUGUUCUAAACCCGGUCCCGGUUCCUGUUCUAAACCCGGUCUCAGUUCCUGUUCUAAACCCGGUCCGGGUUCCUGUUUUAAACCCGGUCCCGGUUCCUGUUGUAAACCCGGUCCCGGUUCCUGUUAUAUACACGGUUCCAGUUCUAAACCCGGUCCUCGUUCCUGUUCUAAACCGGGUCCUGGUUCCUGUUUUAUACACGGUUCCAGUUCUAAACUGGGUCCUCGUUCCUGUUCUAAACCGGGUCCUGGUUCCUGUUUUAUACACGGUUCCAGUUCUAAACUGGGUCCUGGUUCCUGUUCUAAACCCGGUCCCGGUUCCUGUUCUAAACCGGGUCCUGGUUCCUGUUCUAAACUGGGUCCUGGUUCCUGUUUUAAACCCGGUCCCGGUUACUGUUAUAUACACGGUUCCAGUUCUAAACCCGGUUCCUGUUCUAAACCCGGUCCCGGUUCCUGUUCUAAACCCGGUCCUGGUUCCUGUUUUAUACACGGUUCCAGUUCUAAACCCAGUUCCUGUUCUAAACCCGGUCCCGGUUCCUGUUCUAAACCGGGUCCUGGUUCCUGUUUUAUACACGGUUCCUGUUCUAAACCCGGUUCCAGUUCUAAACCCAGUCUCGGUUCCAGUUCUAAACCCGGUCCCGGUUCCUGUUCUAAACCCGGUCCUGGUUCCUGUUCUAAACCCGGUCCCGGUUCCUGUUCUAAACCGGGUCCUUGUUCCUCUUUUAUACACGGUUCCAGUUCUAAACCCGGUCCCGGUUCCUGUUCUAAACCCGGUCCCGGUUCCUGUUCUAAACCGGGUCCUGGUUCCUGUUUUAUACACGGUUCCAGUUCUAAACCCGGUCCCGGUUCCUGUUCUAAACCCAGUCCCAGUUCCUGUUCUAAACCCAGUCCCGGUUCCUGUUCUAAAUUGGGUCCCGGUUCCUGUUAUAUACACGGUUCCUGUUCUAAACCGGGUCCUGGUUCCUGUUUUAAACCCGGUCCCGGUUCCUGUUAUAUACACGGUUCCAGUUCUAAACCCGGUUCCUGUUCUAAACCCAGUCCUGGUUCCUGUUCUAAAUUGGGUCCCGGUUCCUGUUAUAUACACGGUUCCUGUUCUAAACCGGGUCCUGGUUCCUGUUUUAAACCCGGUCCCGGUUCCUGUUAUAUACACGGUUCCAGUUCUAAACCCGGUUCCUGUUCUAAACCCGGUCCCGGUUCCUGUUCUAAACCCGGUCCCGGUUCCUGUUAUAUACACGGUUCCUGUUCUAAACCGGGUCCUGGUUCCUGUUUUAAACCCGGUCCCGGUUCCUGUUAUAUACACGGUUCCAGUUCUAAACCCAGUUCCUGUUCUAAACCCAGUCCUGGUUCCUGUUCUAAAUUGGGUCCCGGUUCCUGUUAUAUACACGGUUCCUGUUCUAAACCGGGUCCUGGUUCCUGUUUUAAACCCCGGUCCCGGUUCCUGUUAUAUACACGGUUCCAGUUCUAAACCCGGUUCCUGUUCUAAACCCGGUCCCGGUUCCUGUUCUAAACCCCGGUCCCGGUUCCUGUUCUAAACUGGGUCCGGUUCCUGUUCUAAACCCGGUCCCGGUUCCUGUUCUAAACCCGGUCCCGGUUCCUGUUCUAAACCCGGUCCCGGUUCCUGUUCUAAACUGGGUCCCGGUUCCUGUUCUAAACCCGGUCCCGGUUCCUGUUCUAAACUAUCAAAAUAAAAGUGUUUCCUUUGAAAACUGUUUUAAUGUAAAAUAACGUUUGUCUUCAUUUAUUAGCAGGAAGUGAGUUCCAGACGUGUGACGGAGACCGUGUUCUGAUGGUUGUGUGUGUCUGCUGGAGACAGAACCAGUGACUGGGUCACGGUGAUCUGAGACCUCCUGCUUCUAAAACUAAACCUCUUUUUCCUCUGAUCAGAUUGGAACGAGAGAGCGUUUGAUGCCAAGUACAUCAAGGUGCUGAGGAACGUUCUGGAUAAAGUGGGUCUUACCCACAUCGGCAUCAUUGCGGCAGACGGCGACUGGAGCAUCGCUGACUCUCUGCUCAGCGACUCUCAGCUGAAAGAUGCUGUUCAGGUGAUCGGGUGAGUAAAACCUGAUUGGUCCGGACGAGGACGCUGCAGCUGAACCGAUGUUCUGCUGAAAAUCGGAACCACCGAUCUUUUCCUCCUCUAACCCUUGCUGCUCAGCUCAAUGUUGGUGGCUGUUUUUCUACCUGACUGGUAACCAAACGAUCAUGUGACUGCUCUACCUGACCUCAGCC